UCAUAAUCCCUCACCCACUUAAGAAACUGCGGGGACUCACGAUCCGCCCCCAUGUCCAUUUCCACUCUCUCCCGAUCGGGUGAUGGACAGCUACUUAUUCUCCCGAUUUUUUGGUCCCUUGCCUCCUGUUUUGGCCCGUCUGGAGACUCCAUGUCUUGGCAUUGCGUGUGGACUACUUCAUGAAAAUGUCAACUCGGGGCUUGGGCAGGUUUACCCAUGCAUCCGUAACGGCAGGGGUAUCAACACGAUCAACCCCCGAUUUUGUUGCCCAGCGUAACAUAUGAGAGAGAC
This is a messenger RNA of Aspergillus alliaceus, 291 nucleotides long. RefSeq lists its product as uncharacterized. The record is from RefSeq and is a predicted model, not a curated record. The coding region runs from base 83 to 277 and encodes 64 amino acids. NCBI's taxonomy places the organism in Eukaryota, Fungi, Ascomycota, Eurotiomycetes, Eurotiales, Aspergillaceae. The transcript has a single exon.